This is a messenger RNA of Helobdella robusta, 1785 nucleotides long. RefSeq lists its product as hypothetical. Bases 1 to 1785 code for a protein of 594 amino acids. The record is from RefSeq and is a predicted model, not a curated record. NCBI's taxonomy places the organism in Eukaryota, Metazoa, Annelida, Clitellata, Rhynchobdellida, Glossiphoniidae. The transcript is spliced from 6 exons.
AUGGACUUCAGAAAUUACAUUUCGCCGUUUUUUUAUCACUUGCAGCAGGCGUACCUGCGAUCGCAGCAGCAGCAACAACAACAACAACAAUACCAACAUCAGCAUAAUUUAGGGUCGAAAUAUUUGCUGGAAAGUGUGUUGCAGCAACAACAACAGCAACAGCAGCAGCACCAGCCACAACACGAACAUAGAAAAUUCUACCAGCACCCACUGAUCCAUCCGUCACUUGCCCAUUACGGCACUAAAAAGUACAGCAACAGCAGCAACAACAUUAUUAACACAAAUGAUUUUGAAAAGACAAAAGACGACGACGACGACGACGACGUGAUGACGUCACACAACGACACUAAAUCGCACGUGGAUAUAUUGCCGGAAGAUGAGGCCGAUAAUGAUGACGAUUGCAUCGGUGUGGAGAGCGUCGGUUUAAAGACUUUAGAGCUCAGGGUGGCAAGUGAGGGGAUUGUUCGGGGUGCACUUCGGAGGUUCUGCGUCACUCUGGUCUGUUUAACAGUAUUAAUGUUGAGUAGUAAGGAAAGUUCUCAAACGUGGCAUGGCACUCGUACCCACCCACAUCUCUCUUACAGCCACCUCCUUUACUGCAGUCAAAUUUUUGACUAUAGCCAAGCUCUUAUUUUCACCUUGUUUCAUUUGCUGACAAGUUUUGUUCUGCAGGCAGUCUCUUGUUUGCAGUGUGUUUCUAAAAGUUACGGCCAUCUUGGAUGCGGAAAUGACGUCACAGAAAAAUUUGAAUCUUUUUGUUCCGGAAGAGGAAGUUGUUCAAUAAACGUUAUCUCCAUGCAUAAUCUUUUGAGUGGGGUCUGUCCGCCCGACCUCAAGGCGUACUUAGAAGUCGCUUUCAUAUGCGUUGAUGUUCUCCGCCUACCCGAUCAAUACAACGACAACUCACAAAACACUUUUUUAUUAUCAUCAUCGUCGCCAUCACCCGACUUGCCAACAAAAUUUUCUUCAUCUGCGGCUAAGUGCCUAACUAAUGACUUGAUUGAAUUUCAAAAUGACGAACACAAGCGAGCCUCAUCAUCGUCAUUACCACCAUCGUCACCAGCAACGCCAUCCUUUCAUUCUUCUACAUCUAUUUCGUCGUCAGUUAGUUUGGAUUUUUCUCGGAUGGGUUACUUAGCCAGCCACACGUGGUACAACAAACUUAAGCCGUCAUCAUCAUCACAAUCAUCACAACAACCAUCAUCGCCAUCACCAUCAUCAUCAUCUCCGUCAUUACCACCACCGUUUUCAUCUCUACUCAUUUGUCCCUGGUUGCUCGUGGCAUCUGAUCACCAACGUUUCAAGUUCACACUCAUCGACUUCUCGCAACCCCACCUCAUAACGGCAGCCCCCACCACCACCACCACAACACCCACAUUCACCAAACAACAACACGACUCAAAGAAUAAAAGUUGCCUCCGUUACGCCACCAUCACUGAAGGCAACCACCUCCGACGCAAGUUUGCCAAAGAACCGCAUAGCGAUUCAACCGACUACUUAAACUCCGAGAAUCGGAACGACGAUGGAGCACUCGGUAAUUUUCCAACGGGCAGACGACUCGAUACUUCACUGCCACCCGACGUGACGACUGAACACCACGUAUGUCGUGAGAAUUCCCGCGAAAUGUUUGUUUACAUUUCGAGAACCAAUCGCGUCCAGGCGCUUUCCAAGUAUUUCGAACCUAUUGCUAAAAAUGAAUGUCUUCAACUGCCUUUUGAAAUGAGAAAACGACAAAUUGCGAUCACGCAAAGUUACCGGAAGAUCAUUCCACCCUUUUACUCCUGA